UUUGAUCUCGUUGUACUAGAAGUUCGUAAUACUAUUUCUUGCAAUAUUUAUAUCUUAAUGCAUUGAAUAUCACUGUAUAGAAGAUGAUACGCAUUACGCAAAUGCUUAUAUUCUUCGGAAUAAUAUGCUCAAUAUCUGUUAUUGGAAUUUCUUCUUCUACUCAUAAGAGUUUGUCUCAGACAUCGCAGUGUGUACAACCGAUAAAUUAUACCAUUUUUUUAAAAUUACAAAACACUACUCUAUUUGUCAAUUCCACUGUUGUACUACACGUGUCAUGCGUACAACAAUACAUAAGAUUACAAAUCGGACGUUAUUGUAACAUACAAAAAGUGCACGUAGCACCUGCAUUGCUUUAUAACUCUAUGUCACAGUGGGAAGUCAAUAUAUUACAGUCAAAUACUACCACAAAUCCAUUCACUAAUGUGGAUAUUAGUCUCACCAAACAAAGACACACAGGCUUUAAAGGCUUGUUGUUAAAAAAAGAAAACAUAACUCUAAAAUCAGGACAAUACGUGAUAAAUUCGAUAUAUCACUGUAAUUUAGUAAAAAUUGCAAUGAGUUUGAAAUACAUGCAACAAAGUGACUCAACAAAAUUCCUGUUUUUAUCGCGUAUUCCUACUGAAUGGAUAUUUCCAUAUUGGGAAAAUUCAGCUACCAAGGCUAGAUUUACCAUUCGAAUUGAACAUACGAACACAGAUACAGCUCUAAUAAAUAUACCUGAAACGUUUGACAGUACGCUUUAUAAAGUAUUUUCUACCACAUCUUUAAUAUCCACGCAUUCGGUUGCAUUAAUUGUCAUACCAAAUGUAUAUAAGACAACUAUUUUAAGAAAAGAUAACGUUAUUAUUGAAAGCAUCCCUAAAGAUAGCACAUUCUAUGCACNAACUCUUAUGCUUGAUAUCAUCCGACUUCUCAGAAGCAUGUACAAUAUCAUACCACAAUCAUAUGUUCAUUACUUCCUACUUCCAAUAACCGUAAAUCAUUACGAAAAUAUAGUAAUUCCUAGAUUUGUUUUCUUGAGUGAAGUUAACAUUAUAUACGACAGAGAAGUAGAUUCCAUUAUAAAAAAAAGAAAAGCAACAUGUUCGGUAGCACGUACUGCGAUACAAGAAAUAUUUAGUGAUUGGUUAGUUCCGUUUAGACAGUCUGAUCUUUGGUUUAUUGAAGGAUUUUCAACAGUAUACGGAGUUUAUAUUAGCGAUCAG
Molecule: messenger RNA, 1205 nt
Organism: Pseudomyrmex gracilis
Lineage: Eukaryota; Metazoa; Arthropoda; Insecta; Hymenoptera; Formicidae
Exons: 4
Source: RefSeq, a predicted model, not a curated record